This is a messenger RNA of Ramularia collo-cygni, 1953 nucleotides long. RefSeq names its product related to PAB-dependent poly(A)-specific ribonuclease subunit pan3. Gene Ontology annotation, cellular component: P-body; PAN complex. The record is from RefSeq and is a predicted model, not a curated record. Gene Ontology annotation, biological process: mRNA processing; protein phosphorylation; nuclear-transcribed mRNA poly(A) tail shortening. Gene Ontology annotation, molecular function: protein kinase activity; ATP binding; poly(A) binding. Lineage: Eukaryota; Fungi; Ascomycota; Dothideomycetes; Mycosphaerellales; Mycosphaerellaceae. The transcript has 5 exons. The coding region runs from base 1 to 1953 and encodes 650 amino acids.
AUGAGCACUGUGCUCUGUAGGAAUGGGCCGCAGUGCAGAAAAUUUGUAGAAGGCACGUGCCAUUACAACCACGAUUUCGGCUCAAUGGCUCCAAAUGGUCUCAGCAACAAUGCGAAGAAGUCGCUCACAGUGGAUUCUCCUGCCUUCACGCCGAAGUCCAGCAACGUUCAACCGGUCAAGAACCUUGGGAUAUCGCCCAAAGCCGCGGCGGCCGCAACAUUUACACCACGUGGAUCAGGGACAGUGACACCAUCUGCUUUUACCCACACCAAAGAGCUGUCCGGCGAAUUUGUUCCUGCCCAGAUGAACCAGCCCGCCCCACAAUUCCAAGAGUUUGUGCCCGGCCAGUCGUUCGUGGGAUCACCCCAGCUAGAAGCGCAGACACAGAUACAGCAGCAGAUAAAUCCUUAUAGCGAUCCCUUUCUUGCUGGACAAAAUCUUGGCGGCUUAGAUGGUGCACACGUAAAUCCAUAUGCGCAGCAAGGACCUACCAUUGGAGGACAGGGUUUCUAUCCGGACGCAUCGAAUUUCAAGCAUCCGCUCAAUUAUCACCUCUACUCGACGAUCGGCCCACGCCGUGAGAAUCUGGCUACGUACCAGCGCGUCACCGCCGAUUUUUUCGUUCCAGAUGAUCUGCGAGAGGAACUCCAACGGAAAUCUGAGGCUACACUCCAGACGUUUGCCAACAGCACGCUCCCACAUACCGUCGAGCAUUUCCACUCUCUUGUGGCGCUGGACACAAACAACACCAAGGGUGUUGCUACUUUUGGGUAUCCCAGCUGGAUCUAUAAAGCCAUUUCGAGCAAGGAUGGCCACGUCUAUGCUCUCAGAAGAGUAGAAGGUUUUCGUCUAUCAAGCGAAACGUCAAUACGAACAAUCAACAGCUGGAAACGCAUUAACAGUGCUAGCAUGGUUCAAGUUCACGAUGCUUUCACUGGUAGAUGGUUCGGCGAUAGCUCGCUCAUCAUUGUGACCGACUACCACCCAAGGUCGCAAACUUUGGCUGAGAAGCAUUUCUCCGYGGGCCGAAACACAAACCGAUCCGGCGCACAGAUUACCCCUGAGAACGAGCUUUGGGGUUACAUUGUACAGCUUGCAAGCGCUCUGAAGACGAUACACGAAGCAGGCAUUGCAGCGCAGACUGUAAUGGCAUCCAAAGUGCUCCUGACGUCGAAGAACCGCGUGCGAUUGAAUGGUUGCGGGGUGUUCGACAUCAUUCAGCACGAUCAAAGUCGACCGCUGGUCGAGCUUCAGCGUGCCGAUCUUCAGGAUCUGGGUCGGCUGAUAGUGGGAAUUGCAACACGAAAUCAAACCGCGCACCAGAACUUGUCCAAGGCGUUGGAUCUUGUCGCUCGCUCGUAUACCGAAAGGCUAAGAUCUUGCAUCGCAUGGCUUCUCGUACCUCCUCCGCUGCCACAGGACGGGUCGCAAGCAUUAGGGACAUCUCAUCCCUCGACAGACUACAAUGUGAACUCGCUACUCACAAGCAUUGUUGACAAAGCCAUGGUCAUCAUGGAUAGUACGCUCCACCUGGAGGACGAGCUCACGACAAAUCUCGGCCGCGAGCUUGAGAACGGGAGACUUGCGCGUCUUCUUGCAAAGUUGAACGUCAUCCUCGAACGGCCGGACAUCUCGAUCAACCCUGCAGCCUCAUCGAACCCUGCGCUUCUGAACCAGCCAUCAAUGGCUUGGUCGGAGACUGGCGAACGCUAUUAUUUGAAAUUGUUUCGCGAUUUUGUCUUCCAUCAAGUCGAUCAUGAUGGCAGACCUGUCCUCGAUCUUGGUCAUAUCAUCACAUGUCUCAACAAGCUGGAUGCUGGAAUUGACGAGAAGAUACAGCUGAUGAGUCGCGAUGAGGCUAACGUCUUCGUCGUAAGCUACAAGGAGGUCAAACGUGGGUUCGAAGCGGCGUGGGCGGAGAUAAGCAAGGCUUCGAACCCUGCGCGGCGAUGA